This is a messenger RNA of Acanthaster planci (crown-of-thorns starfish), 3797 nucleotides long. RefSeq lists its product as uncharacterized. The record is from RefSeq and is a predicted model, not a curated record. NCBI's taxonomy places the organism in Eukaryota, Metazoa, Echinodermata, Asteroidea, Valvatida, Acanthasteridae. Gene Ontology annotation, cellular component: plasma membrane; signaling receptor complex. Gene Ontology annotation, molecular function: transmembrane receptor protein tyrosine kinase activity; ATP binding. Gene Ontology annotation, biological process: positive regulation of kinase activity; multicellular organism development; cell surface receptor protein tyrosine kinase signaling pathway.
UUUCAAAGGAAAAAAACAUUUAGUACUUCAUGUAACAAGCCGGCCACUGAUCGGCGUCGCUUCUAGGCGAUAAAAGUAAACAGACCUUGCAAAAUAUUUGUAAAAUGUCUCCAUUUCUAUAGACACUGAAUCGUUGGAUUUUAUGGGUGUAUGACGAUAACGUCGGGGAAAGUCCAUGAGAAAUCUAUCGGGGAAAUAAAUGCAAGUUUUGCUGGAUAACUUUAAAGGAAAUUUAGACUUUCAGUGUAUUGGCUCCUUUUUGCAUGGCAGGUGCAUUUCUGCCGCGCUCCUACAGUCUGCAGGGACCGAAAUCAGAAGGUUAGAAUCAGUUUGAAUUCGAACAAAAGUUUCUUUACUGUGGAUAUGUCGGACUUCGCUUUACCGGUACUUAUUUAGGCCUAUUUACUUAUUGUUUGAUUUUUUUUGGGGGGGCUGUUGUUUUUCUUGGUUUUGUUUGAUUGCUUUUUUGGAAGUUUAAUCACACUCAUGGGUGGAUUGGAUAAAUAAUUAUUAUUUAUUUUGUUUUAGAAAUCCUUUCCCAUCGGGGUGAUGUAUAAAGCCCGGAUUUCACCUCAACCCCCAGAACGGCUAUCAAAGGUUACAUUAAAAAAUCCAAAUGCUCACCCAACAAGUUUUCCCAUCACCCGAAAAUGGUGUCCGUAAUGUGCUCAUUUAAAAGGAGGAACUGAAUUGAAAGAUUAUGGAUUUUUUUUUCGUUUCUUAAAGUUAAGGUUUUACUUAUGAACAUUUUUGAAAUGUUCGGAAAUAGUGUGUCAGCCGUCGUCAAACACCUAAGGAUAGGUCACAAUUCAGCUCAGGAACUUCACAUUUAUGUCAAUAAUGAGGCUGAUUUCUUAAUGAUUAAUUUUACAGGGUCUUGCGAAUUGAACCUGUCUAUGAAUGCAUCGGUCCUUGUGGAAGGGGAACCCGUACAGUUCGUGUGUUCUCCAGGGAAGAACUGUGAGGGAGUUUCAUCCAUACGUUGGUUCCUCAAUGGUAGCAGGCCGUCAGAAGGUACCAGUGAUUUUGAGGAGACCACGUGGUCCUCAAGCAAUUUCAACCUCGUUCCCCACAGGAACCUGUCAGGAUUACUACUAGAAUGCCGAAUGCUCUUAGACGGAGUGAUUCGACCAUUCGUAAGGAGCAUGAUAUUGGAUGUAGCAUUUCCACCACGAAGUGCUGGUGUUACGGUUAGCAACGGCUCUCUGAACUGCAGUGGUACAUGUCAUAUGAAGGUCAACUUAUCACAGACGUACGAGUUCAGUUGCCAAACUCUAGACUCCAAUCCAGCCUGCAUAGUCGAAUGGACACUCCAAAAUCCCUCGGCGCGCCUACCAACGCAUUCACCCUCAAAGGAUUUGAAGACCUCGGCUGUAAGCUGGAGGCAGAAGCAGGGGUGGGAUUCUACAAGCACACUCAGGUUGACGGCUCUGCCUGACUUCCAACGGAGGAGCUUGGUUUGUAGCAUCUCCCAUCCGGACAAUCUAACAAUGUUCAGAGAAAUUAGAGUGGUUCUUCUUGUCAAUACAGGAUCCGUGGACGCCAGCAUCAUAAUCAUUGUUGGAUGUUGGCUCGCUUUCGUAAUCGUCUGCUUGAUCCUUGCGUAUGCUGUCAAAAGUGCUUGGGUGCAUGAGAAGGGGAGGCGAUACCGUCUCAACUCAGACCAGCCAUCGGCUGUUCAAGAAAAGAAUGACGAGUCAUCUGAGGUUAUGGAGGCCCUGAUAGAGCUAGAGGGGCCUCGAACGGCUCGAGGAGUUCUUUGGGACAAGGUUACCAUUCUCAACAAGAUUGGAGAAGGGGCGUUUGGUGUGGUUUACAAAGCAAAUGCCGAUGGAAUUAUUCAAGAAGGGAAGGUAGAAACAGUUGCUGUGAAAAUGAUCAAAGAAUGGGUUCCAGGGUCAAGUAUGGUCAGUGACUUCAUGAAAGAACUGAACAUCUGCAGAACGUUGCAGACACACCCAAAUGUUAUAACGAUGUUGGGUUGUUGCGUUGAAAAAGAGCCAUACUGCUUAAUAUUCGAGUACGCACCCAACGGGAACUUGGCUAAGUUUCUUAUGCAGAAGAAGGCAGAGUGGAAGGCCAAACGUCAUGGUGCACCAGUCAGCUCGGAUCUGAUAAUUAAGUUCGCAUGCCAGAUUGCUAAUGGUAUGCACUAUCUGUCAUCUGUUAAGAUCAUCCACAGGGACUUGGCUACCCGCAACAUCCUCUUGGAUGAAAAUUUGACUUGUAAAGUCUCAGAUUUCGGCUUUUCACGUGAUGUCUUCACCCAGAAUUUCUACCAGAUGUCGUCAUCGGGGGCUGUUCCAGUCCGCUGGAUGGCUCUAGAAUCCAUCGUCGACGAUAUUUACACCACCAAGAGUGACGUGUGGUCUUAUGGGAUCCUGGUAUGGGAGAUGAUCACCAUGGGAACCCAUCCUUACCCUGGGAUCAAGGUCACAGACCUCAUUGACGCUCUAAAAGACGGCAGACGUUUGCCCAAACCCUCUUACUGUGGUGGCGAACUAUAUAAAAUAAUGAAGGAAUGCUGGCAUCCGACACCGACCUGUCGUCCGGACUUUGCGGAUAUCUUGCAGACAGUUGAGUCUAUGUCUAGUGACCCAACAGAAUAUCUUCAAAUGACAAAAUUCACACCAGAUUACGACGGUUACCAGUGAAAGGAAGCACAGUGAUCACAGAUCAUCAGUCAUCAAUUUCGGUCCCCUUUCACGUGUCGUUGCUCAACGAAGCACAUCAAAAUUAAAGUUCUGGAGACAGGGAAUUGUUAGUGUCAUCCAAAAAACUUUUUUUUCACGAACACAAAAUACAUCUUGUACACAUACAUAGCUGGUACAAAUAAAUUAAAUGGAAUUUAAACGUUUGGAUUAAGUAAUCAUGAAACACAUUUUUUAAUUAUUGUGAGGGUUCCUUUGGGAGCACCGUACAUUGUUUACUCUUGCGUUACUAUGGUUAUCUUACUCGUGUGUCUUGCUUGUACUCCAGGUAUUAACGUUUAUAGUCCGGUCAUUUUAAUGCAUGUAUCACCACUCUCGCGAUUCUAUAAUGCCAAAACUCUUUUCAAAAUAGGAGGGUUAUUCAUUUCUCAGGAAACGUAUACGCUUACAGUUUGGGUCUCACCCACAAUGUAACAGGUCCGGGGGGGGGUGGGGGGUGGCUGAAGAGGGCCAACGAAAGCAGCUGGCCACUUUUACGGCAAAAACCAUGAUUGGUGUUCUUUUUGUGCUUCACCCCUCCCUGAUUGGUUCUGUGGCGGACGGUGCGGAGGGUAAGUAAGAAUUUCGGGGACAAAUAGCACAACACGCUGGCGAAUGGAUGUGACCUGUAGAGCGUCAACUUAUCCAUCUUGAGCAGAAUCAUCGCUUCCUAUCAGUUGAAAAGAGCCAAGUUGCUCGGUAGUGUUCCUUUUGGUGGUAUAUAGCGAUGCGAUUGUAACGUAUGCAUUUUACAGCCGUGUUUGAGUCAGCAAAGGGCAGUUCCGGCCACAGGAGCGUCCGUUGUAGGAAUGUUUCGCGUUAUCUAUUUUAUUCGGGCCCAGAUCUCUGUGGGACACUGGGUGUCAGUUUCUCUUAUCUAUUCAGGGUUGUUUUGAAAUGCUUUCUUUGAAUAAAAAGUAGCCUACUUUGAUAAAUGUUCCGUGUGCCAUCAUCGCUCGCUGUUUGCUUCGUAUUAGUACGCGAGUGGUUGUUUACACAGUACUGGCAGGUGCGUUGCACCAGCGGCUGACUGACAGAAUAGAGUUACUCCCAGAUACUCAAUCCUGGCGUUCGGUAAAUUGGAGAUUAAAGAUAAAGAAUGUGUGG